AAGUCAUGGAGAAAGAAGAAGUGACCAUGACAAAAAUUGAACUCACAAAUGGGACGCUCGAAGAGGAAAGUGAGAAAAAGAAAGAGACAAAGAAACCAAAUUGGCAGGGAGCUGUGAUAGAGGAUAAAAGUGUGUGGUUUGCAGCUAAAUGUGGCUCCUGGGAUGCGGCUCAAGUCAGGUUUAACCCGAUAGUAUCUAUCAUAUCAUUUCUACUGAUCCUUGGGUUUGUUACGUACUGUAUUGUUGAUACGGCGAAGGCUCUGGCAUCUUUCAAGGAAGCUAAAUUCAUGGUCGCCAAAAACUUCACUUGGCUUUACGUUGGCAGUUUCGACAUGUGGGCCCUGGUGUUAUUGGCGAUCUACUUUAGCAAAUACGGGAACCUGAAAUUGGGUAAGGAUGAUGACGAGGUUGAGUACCCUGACGGCUCGUGGUUCUGUAUGUUGUUUGCUUGCGGAGUUGGGGUGGGGCUCUUUUUCUACGGGGUGGGAGAACCCAUAUCUCACUACACUAGUCCCAACAGGUACACAGCAGACAGGUACAUGCCGGACAACAUGGUGGCUCAGGACGCACUGAACCAGACUUUCUACCACUGGGGGUUCCACCCCUGGGUCACAUACGGGAUUAUGGGGAUCGUGCUCGCUUUCGUCACCUUCAGGAAAGGAUUGCCGAUGACGAUGAAGUCUUGUUUCUACCCGCUCAUAGGAGACAGGAUCUACGGGUGGAUGGGGAAUGUUAUUGACAUUAUGUCUGUUAUUACUACUGUAUUUGGGGUGUGCACUUCUCUUGGACUGGGAACCAUGCAACUCAACGCUGGUUUGAACUACAUAUUCCCGAGUAUUGAGAAGAACACUCUGACCCAAGUUCUUAUUAUCUGGAUAGUGAUGGCUGUUGCUACAGUGUCCGUCGUGUCCGGUGUGGGUGUGGGGGUCAGACGGCUUAGUGAGAUCUGCUUCGGGGUAGGAAUGUUCCUUCUCAUGGCUACUUUCUUCCUUGAUGACAGCUGGUUCCUCCUAAACCUCUUCUGUCAGACGGUGGGUUAUUACAUUCAGAACUUUCUUGGGCUGGGUUUCAGAACAGACGCAUUUGAGCUGGUCGGUAUAAAAUCCAGUUUGGAGGGAGAUCGGGGCAGACUGUAUGGCGUUGGGGAGGAUGGAGAGGUCCGAGAGGAUGGACUAGCUGAUGGCCCGCAGGGCUGGAUGGACGGCUGGACAAUAUUCUAUUGGGGCUGGUGGGUGUCGUGGUCUCCUUUUGUCGGCAUGUUCAUCGCUAAGAUUUCUAAAGGAAGAACUAUUAAAGAAUUCAUUAACGGUGCCCUAACGGCUCCCAUGAUAUACAGUUUCCUGUGGCUCACUAUAUUCGGGGGCUCAGCUCUGUGGAAUGAGAAGUAUGCAGCUGAGCAGCACACGGUGGAGAGACCCUUCUGCUGUCCUGCCGAUCCUGAGAUGUUGGACUGGGCAGGAGCUUAUAAAGCAGAUAUCUCUAAAUGGGACGAGGUCCUAGUAUCUGGACUGAAGGAUACAUACAACAAGAAAACAGGAAGGUUUGCUUGUGGUGGAGUGUACCAAGAGUACCAUAACAAUGUGGGGGACAAGUGGUUAAAUGGGGAGGAGAAUAAUCUGGGGAACUUUGAGAAGUUCUACAAAGUUGAUAAGAACAGAUACAAGAUGUCCAUGUCUGAGGAUAAUAGUAUAGUGCGAAUAUCCUGCCUCAAACUGGACGACCAGUGGUUUGCUCUGAUGUACACUAAAGGAAAGCUAGGAACUAUGCUGAGUGUUGUAUCCCUCUUUGGCAUCGUCCUCUAUUUCGUUACCAGCGCUGAUUCAGGUAGUCUUGUGAUAGACAUCAUGGCCGCUAACGGAGACCAGAACCCACCCCGAUUACAAAGGGUGUUCUGGGCCAUGGUGGAGGGAGCUACCGCUACUGCACUACUUAUAGCUGGAGGCAAGGAGGCACUGUCUGCUGUUCAGACGGCGAGUAUAGUUACUGGACUCCCUUACACCAUUAUCAUGAGCUUCCUGUGUGUGUCACUGUGGAGAGGUCUUGCCAUGGAGUUCGGAGAUCUAAACCCCUAUGGAGCUGACUUCAGUAUCGGUAUUAUCGACCCCUUUGCUACGUGGGACCCAAAGCUGUGGUGUAAUUUCGCUAAAUACAUCUUCAUGACACCACUGGUCCUCUACAAGACAAACAUGAGGCAGGGAGGUCAGAAGACGGGUUCAACAAUGGUUGCUAUUGCUGCCUCCGUUCUGUGGUUGAGCUGGAUAACCCUACACAUAGUAGAGAUUGAAGUGCCCGGUUCCUACGCCAUUGCCUGGAUAUUCUACAUCGGGUUUGUGACCCUGGUGGCUAGCUUCAGAUCCUCAGUUCGAGCUGAGUACGAUAUAAACGGGAACCCUCUAGAGGACUUCUUCGCAACCCUACUAGUCUACCCAAGUGUAGCUAUACAGCUGGAGACUGUUCACAUGAAACAGGGACUGACUACUAUUGUGCCACAAGAGCCAGUUGCUAAUGGCAACGGAGCCACAAACGGUCAUCAUGUCAACGGUCUGGUUAUUGAGAACGGCAACUCUGCUGCUCAUCAAGUUUAAAUAGAUCGUCUACUUUAUAGUCAGGUCUCUAGAGACUGCUCGUGGUUCUUAUUAAGAUUGUAACCUAGCUAUGAACACAAUAUUAACGCCGCGGUUAAAAUCAAGCGACUGAUCAUACUUAUUAAGUAAGUAACGUGAGAACUAUAUAAACAAAGAGUGGUUAAAAUCUGAUGCUCAAUAAUUCUCGAGUUAAUCAAAGUAGCAGCACUUGAGUGAGUCAAGAAGCGAGAGUCCGAGACCUACGAUUCCUAUAACUCUGUCACCAGUCCUUCCUCCACCCCCUCUUACUCAUGUCCUACCUGCUCCAACAAACUCCUCAAUACCAGACCCUCUAAAGCUGUUUAGAUAUCAGACUUUGUUUAAGUUUACAGAAGUAAUAUGUUUAGUUAAGUAGUUUAAGUUAAGUAGUUAAGUUGUUUAGAUAACUAUGUUUACACACGAAAACGUGGCAAAUUUUGCUUAUGCUAACAUAGGUGGCUUUUGUUGCAACAGGGGUCCGCUAAAGUGUGAUGGAAUAGUUUUUUAGAGUUACUUUUCAACAUGACCAGUAUAAUUGUGACGUUUUCGCGAACUAAGAUAUGAUUUAAUUUUAGGUUGACUAGUUUACGUUGAACGGUUAACAAAUCACAUAUUGAGGCAGUUUUUUGAUUUCACUGAAUUGAUUUUUAGUUUUGCAUAACUAAAAAUAAAUUUGAGUAAUAUUUGUUCACUA
This is a messenger RNA of Bolinopsis microptera, 3297 nucleotides long. RefSeq lists its product as uncharacterized. Gene Ontology annotation, biological process: nitrogen compound transport. The record is from RefSeq and is a predicted model, not a curated record. NCBI's taxonomy places the organism in Eukaryota, Metazoa, Ctenophora, Tentaculata, Lobata, Bolinopsidae. The coding region runs from base 6 to 2585 and encodes 859 amino acids. The transcript is spliced from 18 exons. Gene Ontology annotation, cellular component: plasma membrane. Gene Ontology annotation, molecular function: transmembrane transporter activity.